GGAGAACACUGAGUACUUCUUUACUUACGCAUGGGGGAAUGUGUCUUUUAACAAGCUUAUGGAUUCAUGUAAAAAAGACGUGCAUCAUCAGAAGAGGAACUAUGAGAAGAAGAAGGAAGUUAAGGGGAAACAGAAAGAAGCAAAAUACAGUUUGUAUGGUUAUGUCCUUGCAUUGCAGUAUUGGGCAUACGAAGCCAUCCAACAGUUUGCACGUGAGUAUGGUAUUAACCAUGGAAACCAGUUUCCGAGGAUGCUCAGUUGGUCGAGCAAUAAGGAGCGUCCUAUUUCAAAGGCCGACCUUGCACCGAUGUUCAAGAAGACGAGUUUGAUUGUGUUGUCCAUGUUGAAGCCCUGGCCUUCGGAAAUAGAUUAUUAUAGCGCUCUGACGGAGGGUGAUGCUCCCUUGUAUCCCGGGUUGGGCCAAGAAGAAGAGGUAGAAACUCCCACUGAUUUUGAGAAGGUGGCGGAGAUAGCUGCUGAGGUUGCGAAGGCAGCCAAUAUUUUUGUUGAUGGCCCUGAUGAUGAGGAUACCCCAGUCCCUAUCGGCCCCAGCCCCAUCGGUACACCCCAGUCCUGAUCAACCUGAUUUACGGGAGGUGUUGGAGAGGUUGGAGCGAGUCGAGAGUCGUCAGGAUACCAUCCUAAAGAACCAGGCUGUCAUCAUGGAUGCUGCCAAUAAGAUCUUGACAUUCGUACAAGAUCUUCCAAAUGAUUUUGAUUCCGACUCACUUGACCUCCCAGAUGAUUUUGUCUCACAUGACAUAGGCACUCCUCCCCCGAUAGUACUCACAGCAAAUCCUGAGACCCCAGGUGUUGCUAUUAUAGAACCUGGGGAUGUUGCUGGUGUAGAGUUUGAAUUGGCCAAGAGGAAAAGACGCAAACCUAAGAAAUUUGAAGACUACACCGACCCAACAAGAAAGAAAGCUCGUUUGGAUGCGAUUGAUGACGUGCCAUUAGUCCUCGACCCUCUAAAGAAGCCACUUGCUACACAGUACAGGACGGUCGGCAAGUGGUUUCUUGGAGAUAUUCCGAACAAGACGAAGAGGGAUGUCCAAAUUGGUGUG
Messenger RNA from Humulus lupulus (European hop), 1064 nucleotides. RefSeq lists its product as uncharacterized. The transcript is spliced from 2 exons. The record is from RefSeq and is a predicted model, not a curated record. Lineage: Eukaryota; Viridiplantae; Streptophyta; Magnoliopsida; Rosales; Cannabaceae. The coding region runs from base 59 to 577 and encodes 172 amino acids.